Messenger RNA from Oncorhynchus mykiss (rainbow trout), 6982 nucleotides. The record is from RefSeq and is a predicted model, not a curated record. NCBI's taxonomy places the organism in Eukaryota, Metazoa, Chordata, Actinopteri, Salmoniformes, Salmonidae.
GGGAGCUGAGGCUGGAUGCAUCUCCCGCCAACCGACGACCAUGGCCUCUGAGGCAGCAGCCACGGAUGAUGCUGCGACGACAGGAGGACCGCCCGAAUGCACCGAGAUGGAGGAGCAGUUGGCGGAGGGAAGGAUGAAGGCAGACGAGGAAGCUCCUCCCCCCUCCCCGGGGCUGGGGGGUUCGGCGAUCCGGUGUCGGGAAGUGUGUCGGUCGUACGGUGAACUCAAAGUCCUGAGUAAUCUCAACUUGACCGUGCCACAGGGACAGAUCUACGGCCUGCUGGGUCCGAGUGGGUGUGGGAAGACCACACUGUUGAAAUGCAUUGUGGGAACACUGAAGAUCUCCCGAGGGCACAUCAGCGUGUUGGGGAAGCCGCCCGCAUUUCCUGGUCACCAGGUCCCUGGGAGGAUGGUGGGGUACAUGCCACAGGACCUGGCGUUGUACAAUGAGUUUACCAUCAGUGACACUCUGACGUUCUUCGGAAGGAUCCACGGCCUGUCAUCUACGGACACCCAGGCACGCAUGGACUUCCUGGUGGACUUCCUGGACCUACCUCAGAAGAGCAAACUAGUCCGAAAUCUCAGCGGAGGGCAGAAACGGAGGGUGUCUCUAGGAGCGGCCUUACUUCAGAACCCCCAGUUAUUGAUUCUGGAUGAACCCACAGUCGGGGUGGACCCUGUGCUGAGAGCCAAGAUCUGGCAGCAUCUAGUAGAGAUUGUGAAAACUGGAAAAGUAUCAGUCGUCAUCACCACUCACUACAUAGAGGAGGCCAGGCAAGCCAACGUGGUGGGUCUGAUGAGGAAUGGCCGACUGUUGGCCGAGGGACAUCCAGAAACCAUGAUGAAACAGCACAAUGCACCGACCCUGGAGAAAGCCUUCCUGCAGCUGUGUGAGACCUCAGACCAGGUGGGCUCCAAACACAGCACCUCCCCUCUGGGCGGGGUCCUAGAGAGCAGCCAAUCAUUCGAGAGCGGCCGGGACGAGAGUCAACCAAUCCUGGGAGUCGGGCCGGGACCAGUUGAAGAGCUGCCCAAAUACUCAGCGGACUGGAAGGUACGAGUCAGGCAUGUGAUGCCAAAGUGGAGGAACAUCGCAGCCCUGAUUAUCAAGACCACGGUGCGGAUGAAGAGAAUGCCUGGGUCCCUGUGUUUCCAGUUCCUUCUGCCAGUCAUCCAGAUCUCUCUGAUGUGUCUGUGUAUCGGAGGAGACCCCAAAGAAAUACAGGUGGCUGUGGUCAACAAUGAGACCUCCUCCAGCUCCUAUAGCCAAUCCCUGCUCUCCUUCCUGGACAACUCCAGCGUGCAACAGGUGAACCUGUCCCAUGCUGAGGCUUUUUCAGGGGCCUAUAAUGGAGAGUACUGGGCCGUCAUCGGGUUUGGAAAGAAUUUUACCAGCUACCUGACCAAGAGGAUGAUCCAGCAGCAGGUCUCUAAGGAGGUGGUGGAUGGAGGGUCGGUGCACGUCAGGUUGGACCAGACCAAUCAACAGAUCGCCAUGAUGCUUCAGAAGAAACUAGCCGAUGCCUUUGAGGACUUCGUCCAGUAUAAGAUGGGGAGCAUGUCUUACCUGGUCUCUCUUCCUGUCAAGUUUGAGGAGCCCAUCUAUGGCAGCAUGAACUCAGACUUCACCACGUUUGUGACGCCAGGAGCCGUUCUGAGCAUCACGUUCUACCUGGCAGUGGGCUUGACGGCUCUGUCCUUCGUGAUAGAGAGGAAGGAGGGGCUAAUGGACAGGUGCUGGGUUGCAGGUGUUAGUUCGUUGGAGACUGUGCUGGCCCAUCUCAUCUCCCAGCUGUUUGUCAUCAGCAUCCAGGUCAUUCUACUACUGCUCUUAAUGCUGCUCGUCUUCAAGAUCCCUAAUGAGGGGAGCCUGGUGUUGGUUAUAGCUCUGAUUGGGCUGCAGGGUGUGACUGGCAUCUCCUUUGGUCUGGUCAUCUCAUCUGCCAUCGAUGAUGAACAGAACGCCAACCAGGCUGCCCUGGGUGUCUUCUACCCCAACCUCAUCGUCAGUGGUAUAAUCUGGCCCGUGGAGUGCAUCCCCUAUCCACUACGUUACAUCAGUCUGGCCCUGCCCCAGACCUACGCUUCUGAAGCCCUACGAUGCAUCAUGUACAGAGGCUGGGGUCUCUCCAGGAUGAUGGUGUGGCGAGGCUUCGCUGUCACCCUGGGCUGGAACACUUUCUUCGUCAUCCUGGCCAUCGUCAUCCUCAAGCUGAGGACCUGAGACGUCUACCCGGGGGGGAGGGGGGCUUCCUAGUCUCAGGAUGUCUGUGUCGGGGGACACUGUGCUUUAAGGGAGAAAGUGCUGGUUUUCCAGAGGUCAUCUUGCAGACAGACCCUCACCCACACCGACACGCACAAUCACACCCCCUCCUCCCCCCUCCUGCUUGCCAACUAGCUAACCCUGAGAACCAGAGUCUAUGGGUGAAGGACUACUAGGUGGGGCGAAUCAUUCCAAAUCUUGCAGGUAGAAAUCUACUUCAUAGAAAGGAUAGCGUUCGCUAUUCCAUUAGAGAGUUGUGGCUGCUCUUUUAUGUUGUCGUCUUUCAUGCUGCAAUGCUUUGAAUGUUUCAACCGCCUGAAUCUGCCCUGCAGGCAAUGUUUCUCAACCCAGUUGUUUUACAGCCUACUUUAUUACAUACAGCCCAGCUAGCACAUAUGGUUCCUUUGAAGUUGUAGGAACGUAUGUUUUUUGGUUUCACAUUGGUUGUGGGAAGGAAGCCAUAGUUUCCUGACCGGUAAAACUGAAAAGUUCUUCAAACAUUCUGAGAAGAGAAGUUCCAGGAACAAGCUAAAUUGUCACGUCGUACUUCUCUGAACUAUCUGAGAACAUUCCCAAUGUCAAACCAGUUGGAGAACAUUACCAACAUUGAAAUGAAAUGUAGCUGUAUUUGAACUUAUAUGAAACGUUGAAAUACAUAACGUAAUGAAAUACCAAAAUACGUUUUUUUUGUUGUCAAGUUCAUUAAAUGUGCUGAGAAUGUUCCAAAGCCAAACAACUAUCCUGCACCAUUCCCAGGAAGUUGUGGGAAGGUUGUAUGCUAAAUAACCAUAGAACAACCACACCCUCACUAAGCUCUAUGUAACAUAUGGUUCUCAGAACGUUAUGUGCUUGCUGGGAGUAUUGUCUGAUUCACAGUGCAGGGCCGGGCCAAGCUGUACUGGGCUGGCCUGGUGACGCGUCCACCAUAGCUGCUGAAACCAUGUUGGAAAGGAUCAUGCGAAGAUAAAAUAUCAGAGCCAAUAACGGUUCAGGUCGUUGCUAUAGUGUGAAUCAGACAUCAGUCCAACGGCUGGUGGAGCCAGAGAACUGAGGUUGAGAAACACUGUGGAGUAGAAGUGCUGAUCUAGGGUCAGGUCCUCCCUGUCCAUAAUAAUAAUGAUUUAUUGUGAUGCAAACGGCUAAACUGAUCCUAGAUCAACACCCUUACUCUGAGACGCUUGAUAAUAGGGUUCCUGAUCACUGUCAUGUAUGAUCUGACCUUAGGCAUGUUUAACUUGUACCACCUGUUCUCAACAUAACACUGCAUUGAUUGGAGGGUUAUAUUUAGAGUUGCUGUUGAGGGUUUAUGAAUAACCUCUUCUACAGUAUAUGUUGACGGUAUUUACACACAUGAUAGAGAGAUUUAUUAUACUAUAUAUUUCAUAUUUUUUGAGGGAACUGUGUGUAAACAAAAGAAUACAAUUUGAAUGUUUUUGGUAUUGUGGUGUUACUGGAUAGAGCUCUUCUUAGCUACUGGUGUGUGGGUAAAGAAUGGCCAAGAAGGACUCCCGUUUCACAGACGUUUUACUGAAGGAUGUUCUCUGAUGAUGGGAGUUCCUGUUCAGUAGAUGUUCUUCUACAACUGGUGGCGACACCGGCUCUGUCCAGGCGCUCGGCCCGGCUCUGUCCAGGCGCUCGGCCCGGCUCUGUCCAGGGGCUCGGCCCGGCUCUGUCCAGGCGCUCGGCCCGGCUCUGUCCAGGCGCUCGGCCCGGCUCUGUCCAGGCGCUCGGCCCGGCUCUGUCCAGGCGCUCGGCCCGGCUCUGUCCAGGCGCUCGGCCCGGCUCUGUCCAGGCGCUCGGCCCGGCUCUGUCCAGGCGCUCGGCCCGGCUCUGUCCAGGCGCUCGGCCACAGAACGAUGUCCACGUCCGUGCGAUUAGCAUGCGAGCAAACCUCCCAGACAACUGACUAACCUCAUCAUGGCACGCCCACCAACCAAUGAGCGACUAGCAGAAGGUGGACAGUAGAACCCACGGGGGAGGAGCUAUCCCAUCUGCACUACAGUAUGGAUAGAAGUAUAUUUUGAUGAACUGAAAUGCUAAACUCAAUGUCGGACAAAAAAAAAACUAAACUUAUUUUUGUCCACCGCUAUUUCCAGGGGCCUCUGGGUCUGAAUUCAUAAAGCAGAGUGGAAGUGCUGAUCUAGGACCAGUUUUGCCAUUUAAAUCAUAAUGAAUACGAUUACAUGGACAGGAGGGGACCUGAUCCUAGACCAGCCUACCAAUUCUGAGGUUAUUUGUGGAUAUGAGCUCUGGUCUCUUAUCUGUAUUUUGUUCUGUUUUGCUUCCUGUUGCCUGUUUUGACAGGAAGUGGUGACCCUGUCUCUCUAUUGGUUACCAGGUGAUCUAACCUCCCAGUAUUGGCUUGCUGCUGAAGUAGCCUUGGCUUCUGGUUAUUGGUGGAAUGCAGUAUUUCUGGAGUCUGUUGUGUGCCUGUGCUUGCCUCAUACCCCUUAUAAAAAAGGGCAGUUUGAUUGAUUGUCCUGAUGGUGAUUGCAUGGGGCUUGUCCCGUCGUGGUUGACAGUUCUGUCAGUGGUCGUGUUUGUUUAUUGGGAUCCCUGUUAUCUUUUGCAGAAGCAGCAGCUACUCUUCCUGGGGUCCACCUAAAACACACAACAUGACAAGUAACAAAACACUGGUACACUGAUAGACAAGGACAGUCACACACAUCUAAAAUACAUGAAUAUACAACAAUAAAUUGUGUGUGUGUGUGUGUGUGUGUGUUACCUGAGAAGGUCAUCAGCUUUUAAUUACUUUUGUCUUCCCAUCACCCCCCUGCUGCUGGACAGAGUGGUGGCUGCUGGGUAAAGCCCUUGGACAUGUACCACAGCAAAGAGUAUCCAGUCAGUUCUGUUUUAAUGACAUCUCUCCAGCAUGUCCACUCAUUGUGUUUUAUUACUGCUGGUAUAUUAUAAUGUAUUAUUCCAUAUGUGAAAUCAAAGUGUCCAACAACAGAUAUUGAGGUCUCUUAACUUCCCUGAGCCGGGAUCAAUACAUUUCUCUGAUCCAAUGGGAGCUCUCUAUAUAUUUCAGAGUUUCUAUUGGGUUUGGGGACGAUUGACAGCAGCCCGUGGUAUUCCGGGGGUUCUGAGAUUUCAUAUCUUGUAUUUCUAGUGUCCAUCCUUCAAAGUCGUGCCAUUGACCACUAUUACUGACUGAGAAAUAUGUUUACACGCAUCGAACCGACAAAGUGCUGAUGACUUGAACCAGAAAAAGGCUGAGAAGAGCUCACGGCAGAAGGAGCUAGUUCACGUCACUCGGUUUCUGGUUGAUAAAUAUGAUAAUAGAGAAGGUACCAUGUUAACUUAUGAAGCUAAAGCAUCUACACCAGCAUGUGUGUUACUGAAAUUGAUUGAUGUUUUCUGAAGAAUUGUGAAUUUUAGACCGUAAGGCAACUUUUCAAGGUAACUGCAGAAGUUACAUUUACCUUGCUUCCCAAAUGGCACCCUAUUCCCUACAUAGUGCACUAUUUUUUUUGACCAAACCCCUAUGGGCCCUGGUCAAAAGUAGUGCACUAUAUAUAUAUAAGGAAUAGGGUUGGCAUUUGGGGUGCAUUCUUAAACGUCCUUGUUUAACGUGACAUAUUUUAGAAAAGUCAAGUUUGUAUUAUAGAGAGAGAGUGUGUUAUACAAAUCAAGUUUCAAUUGAGGAAAGUGACAUAAAUAUUUAUAUGUAUCGCAUUGGGGUCAAGAGGUCAAGGACCAUCACGGCUGAACCUUGGAGUUUAUUAAGUGUUAAUUCAUGUGGAACUCCAUAUUUAUUGUGUUUCCUGUUUUGCUCACGCUCCGUUGCCUUUUAUGUGUUUUGCUUUGUGCUGCUAUUUCCCACAUCUUAAGGGACACAUCCACAUUCAUCUGGAAUGUAUGUGUCUUACAAAUGACAUAACAGGUGUUAUAAACACGUGUGACUGCAGAUGACUUGUGACUUAUCUUAUGACGACUGACAUGACACAAACUGGAGUUGGGGUUGGAAAUCCAUCAAAUCCUUCAUUAGAUUGUAGCCCUGUUAUAACAGACAUAAUAUAUAUAUAUAUAUAUAUAUAUAUAUAUAACCUGUUAUGUCAGCUUAUGACAACUGACUUAACACUGUCAUGACACCAAACUGUUAUCUAGGUCAGCUAGUUACCACUAGCCAACUAGCUUAUAGAUCAUUUUAAGACUAUUUAUGUCAUUUGUUUUGUCAAUGAUAUGUAGGCCUUAUGCCAGGGCAUAGGGUUCAGGUAACGUGUUAGCUGCCAUGUAUAGGUUGCGUCCCAAAUGGCACCCUAUUCUCUACAUAGUGCACUCAUUUUUACCAGAGGCCUAUGGGUACUGGUCAAAGGUAGUGUACAUUAAAGGCAAUAGGGUGGCAUUUGGAACACAGCCAUAGCGUCAGCUCUGCUGGUGUCUGUGACUCUAUACUUCUACCUCCUCCAUGUUCCCCCCCAAAGGGCCAUUUAUAUAUGUAUCCAUACCAGACCUGGGUUCAAAUACUAUUUGGAAUCUUUCGAAUCAUUUCAUCCUUUGCUUUUAGCCUGUCUGGAAUACGAGAUGGGCGGGGUUUGCAGUUUUGCAACUAUUCUAUUGGUUCCAUUGUGCCAGGCAAACAUGAUCGAGCCCAGCUAAAGGAUUUUAAGUUACUGUAUUUUGAAUAUACUGAACAAAAAUAAGCGCAAGAAGUGUUGGUCCUAUGUUUUAUGAGCUGAAAUAAAAGUUCCCAGAAAUGUUCCAUGUGCACAAAAA